AAAAAAUAAUGAAGAGGAACCGCAGGAACUGUUGGUGUUUGGAUACAGCUGCAAAUUAUUUCGGGACGAUGAAAAGGCGAAAAUGAUUGAUCAUGGGAAGCAUUUGAUACCAUGGAUGGGAGAUAGCACGUUGAAGAUAGACAGGUCCGUUUUUGUAACCUAGAAUCCAUUAUACCGUCUAGGAUAUAAUUACUAUUAUUUUUCUUCUCGUUAACGCACCAGUACGUUUUAAACACGUAGAGAUAUACUCCACAAAGAUAAGAAGAUGGAGAAUGACAGCGAGAGAUUAAGACUCUACAAAUUCUUCAGAAUAAAUGAUGUCUGGGAGAUUAUGUUCUGGAUAAGAAAUCUGGAGACUGUUUAAGAUUUCUGCAGGUGUACAACGACGUUCGCGCAGGACGGCAGCGCGUUUUUGCGCCCCGUACCAGCGAACAAUAGGGUCUUUUGAGAAGCCGUAAAUGUCGCCGAGCGUCCCUCCAGCAAGAUACGAUGGACGCGGGGCACUGGCGGAUUUGCGGAGUCAUGAGCCGCCUCCUGGUGGCUUUGAUGCACGUACAAUUCUUACCGAGGAUGAACUCAAAGUUGAGCAGCUGUGUGAUGAGGAAAGAUAUCGUUCACUUUACAACAACGAUGCUGAAGAGUUAAUGUAUCAUGAAGAGGAAAUGAAAAGACUACAACAAGCUUUGGGAGGUGAUAAUACUUAUGGACAAGUUGCUUAUAAUUAUGAUGAAGAUAGUCAACCAGCUGGUACUGAGGAUUCGCAAAGUCCAAAACCUUCAGAAGGAUCUCAAGAAGAAGAAGAUCAAGCAUUUGUUUUACCUCCUGAGUUAGAAGCCCCGGAAGGAAUGAUAUUGCCUGAAACACAAAAGCUCAAUGCCAUUAUAACAAAGACUGCUCUCUUUAUAAGCCGCCAAGGAAGUCAAAUGGAAAUAUUAAUCAAAACAAAACAAGCUAAUAAUCCACAAUUUUCAUUCCUUUCCAUCGACGGUCCUUUGCAACCGUAUUAUAGAUUAGUACUUGAAGCAAUCAAAUCGGGAAAAUAUAAUCCAGAGAAACAACCUGAAAAAGAAGAAUCUCAAUCUGAGAACGAAUCUGAUGAAGAUAAUGAUGAACCAUAUUUGCAUCCUAGUCUUGCAUCGUCAUUGACAAAAGUUGAAGCGGCACCCAGUAUACCGAGUAUACACUACAAACCAUCAGCAGAUUGUGCAUAUUCGAUGCUGGUGAAUAAAAUUACUGGUAAGCCUCCACCUUCAAGACUUCCGCCUCCGCCACCACCACCACCACCACCAGAAGUUCCGGUGCAGCAGAUGCCUCCUGCAGGAUAUUAUACAUCAGCACCAGUACAAGGAUACAUGCCUUACCCUCCAGCACCUCAACAAUAUUCUCACGGUCCUGUAAUUUAUGGUACAAAUGGCCAAAUUCAAUCACCGCCAAGAAUACUAGUACCUGGAGUACUAGGAUCAAACGAUAAUACUCCAACACCAAUUAUUAAAGAACCCCCAGUACCUCUUGUACCUUAUGGUCCAACGCCACCUAAACCAUUAAGUAGACCAUCAUUUAUUGUUCCUCCUGCUGAUGUACAAAUAAUUAUUGACAAGAUGGCAAGUUAUGUUGCUAAAAAUGGUCGAGACUUUGAAGCAAUAGUCAAAGCAAAAGGUGAUCCUAGAUUUAAUUUCCUUGAACUUUCCCAUCAAUACCAUGGAUAUUAUGCUCAUAAAUUAACAAUAUAUGAAGGUGCUGUGAAUCCUAAAGUUUUAACUGAAGAAGAGUUAUUAAGAAGACAAGAACCACAAGAAGAAAAACAGAAAAAACUAGAAGAACUUCAAAAAAAACAGCAAAGAAUGGAAGAAGUUCAAAAGAGAGUUAAAAUGAUUCAAGCAAAGAAAAAAACUGAUAAGCAAAUUACAACUGUAUCAUUUUCUAUUAAAAAACCUAAGGAAGGUGAUGGAAAUAUAAUAGAAAAAAGAAAUCCACUGCUCAUUGAAGAAAGUGAUGAAGAAAUUGAAGAUGAAAAGAAAGAAAAUAAUUCUAAACCAAAUUCACCUCAAGUAAUUCUUGAAGAGAAUCGAUUUAUAAAACAAAGCCAUGAAGAAGAGUCAGACACGAACCCAAGAGAUACAAAUAAGGAGACAGAUGACAAAGAAUUGGUAGAUCUCACUGACGAUAUUCUUGAAAAUGGCCAAAAUCAUUUAAAAAGUAAAUUGUUAGAAGACAAAAUUAAAGAUAAACUCGCCGCGGCCGCUAGAGAUAAACUUGCGUCAAAUUCGCGCGAAAGACAACUUCAACUUGAAAGGAGGAAGAAAGCAGUGAUGUUUUUAAGUCAGAUACAAACACCGUCUUUGGUAAAGCAAAAUGCUGAUGUGAAAACAGAUAAUGAUGGUGAUGAAGUUCAUUCUAUUCCAUCUCCAUCUCUGAACGAGAUCGAUGAUUUACGAUCCGGUAACAAUUCAUUAAUGAAUAGAUUAAAAGGUGCAGAAAUUGCAGUGAAACGAUCAAGACCAAAAUCAGGGUCAAGAUCACGAUCAGCAUCAAGGUCUAGAAGUCGAAGUGGAAGCCAUAGUCACUCUGAUCGCCAUAGAGUUCACAAAAAACAUAAAAAAAAGAAGAGUUCUCAUAAGAGUAGUUAUGAUAGUCCAAGUUCAUCGAGAUCUCAAAAAAUAAAAAAAAGCAAAAAAUCAUUUUCUCGACACAGAUCUCGAUCACCUUCAAGAAAAUAUCAAAGUUCGAGACGUUCACGAAAUCAUAGUGAUUCUAAUGAUUCAGGCUCAAGUUCGUCGUGAAUGAAUUUUAAAUAAUGUUUAUAAUAAUAUUGAUACAAAGAAUUGUAUUUGUAAAUAUGAUUUGUUCAAAAGUGCUGAAUGAUUUUAUACUAUGUGAAGUCGUAAAUAAUGCCAAGUAUGUUGUUUGUUACCAUGUUUUAAAAGAUUGCAAUAGAUAAGUGAUGAGUUUAUCAAUAAAUUUUCCUAUCAUGUACGAAUAGA
Chelonus insularis is the source of this 2981-nucleotide messenger RNA. It is a transcript of the gene su(w[a]), whose product is annotated as suppressor of white-apricot. The transcript is spliced from 8 exons. Bases 459 to 2780 code for a protein of 773 amino acids. NCBI's taxonomy places the organism in Eukaryota, Metazoa, Arthropoda, Insecta, Hymenoptera, Braconidae. The record is from RefSeq and is a predicted model, not a curated record. Gene Ontology annotation, biological process: RNA processing; mRNA 5'-splice site recognition. Gene Ontology annotation, molecular function: RNA binding.